This is a messenger RNA of Micromonas commoda, 1222 nucleotides long. RefSeq lists its product as hypothetical. Gene Ontology annotation, cellular component: mitochondrial outer membrane. Gene Ontology annotation, biological process: monoatomic anion transmembrane transport. Gene Ontology annotation, molecular function: voltage-gated monoatomic anion channel activity. The coding region runs from base 36 to 911 and encodes 291 amino acids. The transcript has 3 exons. The record is from RefSeq and is a predicted model, not a curated record. NCBI's taxonomy places the organism in Eukaryota, Viridiplantae, Chlorophyta, Mamiellophyceae, Mamiellales, Mamiellaceae.
CGCGACCGCCGCCAGUCACACUCGCCACAGUGAAAAUGCCGUCCUACUUCGGCGACAUCGCCAAGGCGGCGAAGGACCUGCUCACCGGCAGCGUCAACUUCGACAACAAGGCGUCCCUCGACGCCAAGAACGUCGCCGACGGGCUCAAGAUCAGCGGAAGCUGCGUGCAGAAGGGCGGCGCGGGCGAUCCCACCGGCACCGUCAAGGCGACCUACGACCUCGCCUCCGACGUCGUCGCCGAGACCGAGGUUGGGCUCCCGUCCAACAAGAUCACCGCCUCCCUCGCGCACUCGGGCCUUCUCAAGGGCCUGAAGGCGACCCUGAGCGGCAACCCGCAGGACGUGAAGACCGCCAAGCUCGCGCUCCAGUACCUCCAGGGCGCCGUCGGCCUCAAGGCGGACCUCACCGACCUCACCGCGGGCGCGCCCAAGGCUGAUGUGUCGCUGUGCUGGUCCGAAGGGGAUCUCGCGGCUGGCGUGUCCGGCGCCGUGGACACCAAGGCGUUUCCCGAUCCCGCCGCGCUGCCCGGCAAGCUCAGCUACGCCGUGCAGAGCACCGGCGUCGUGCCGGACAGCACCGUGGCGCUCGCCCUGAGCGACGCCUUCGACACCGUCAAGGCUUCCAUCGUCACGAAGGUCGAUAAGGACACCACCGCCGGCGCGGAGGUGGUCUACAAGCGCGCCAAGGGUACCGCCUCCGGGUCCGUCGGCCUCUCCAAGCGCUUCUCCGCCGCGUGCACCGGAAAGGCUGUCGUCACGUCGCCGCUGCCGCUCAACGGAGCCGCCGCCGCGCCCGUGCUCACGCUGCAAACAACCGGCGACGUGUUCGCCAACACCUCCGGCUCCGCGUCCGUGCAGGUUGACACCGCCGCCAAGUACAAGUACGGCAUCCAGUUCGCCACCAAGGUUUGAUUCAAUAGGUCUAUUGAGACGGACGGAAGGAGAGAGUCGGAUUCAAACGGGGACGCCGUCGCGGCGCGAGUCGAAUGCAAAAUCGCGUGAAGAGAAUUUUGAUUUCGUCUCGCCGCGACGUUUCGGGAUUGGGGACGUUCACCCAUCGAUCGGGGAUGGGGUGGAACGAGCAGCAGCGGGAGCCGAGCACGUCGGUCCCGCGUCACGCCUUCACUUAUAUUACCUUCGGGACUCUCGUCGAGGACGCCGUGUACCUACUAAUUAUAGCCCGUCUUCGACGACCAUUUAAUGCUAAAUAAGAGUAUACCUCG